Molecule: messenger RNA, 1754 nt
Organism: Daphnia carinata
Lineage: Eukaryota; Metazoa; Arthropoda; Branchiopoda; Diplostraca; Daphniidae
Exons: 3
Coding region: 94-1485 (463 amino acids)
Cellular component (GO): extracellular matrix
Source: RefSeq, a predicted model, not a curated record
CCUGUUUUUCGUUCCAUUCCUGCCGCGUUUUCAAUAUAGUUACAGUGUUGUAGGUGGUAGCGGAUUUGUACUACCACAAACUAAUAUAGAAAAAUGAAGGUGUUUUGCAUAUUGGUCGCCAUCGUAAUGGUGAGUGAAGUAGCUGCUAGAAGAGCUGCAACGAGACAAGCGUCCCCUGAUGAAUACCAACCCGAGUCGAAAGCUUACGGAAUGCCUUACAACUUUGGCUAUUCGGUUUAUCAUCCCCCCUCUUACAAUGACUACGGUCAUCAAGAGACAAGCGAUGGCAAACGAGUUGAUGGCGAGUAUCGUGUUGCACUUCCCGACGGCCGCACGCAAAUCGUGACUUACUAUGUCGAAGGUGACAGUGGUUUCCAAGCCAAGGUCCGUUAUGAACCUACCGUAAAUGGGCCACCACCCAGCACACCCUAUGAAGGUCCCGAACCGCAUCACGAAGCCAGGCGACCGGCUUAUGCACCUGUACAUGAACCGAGAAGACCGCACUAUCCUCCACCUUACGAGCCACAAAGACCUCUUUAUUCUCCACCGCAAGAAUCUCUUUACCGUCCAAAGGAACCUGAGUAUCCACCUGCACAUUUACACAAGAAGCCGUUUUACGUAGAGACGCCAACGGAAUCAAGUGAAGUUCCUGUUGAUGAAGAAGAACCUUCCACCGUUUCCCCACCGGUUAUCGAAGAACCGAAAUCCGAACCGGAACCAAUCAGUGAAGGCCGCCGGCCUCACGAUGGCUAUUCUGAAAACCCUUCUGCUAAACCUUAUACCAGACCAAACCCAUACCCACAGGGCUACGUUCCUUACGCUCAACGUGAACACCCUCAACCUCACGAUGGCUAUUCUCCCAAGUUGUACAAACAAUUUCAAGGAGACUACGGUAGGAGAAUCCAGCCUCAUGAUGGUUAUUCUCCUAAACCUUACAAUGAGCGUAAGGAAGAAUAUACACCUAAUUUACCUCACGAUGGCUACUCACCCAAGCUGUACAACGAGCCCAAAGAAGCAUAUCCUACUAAACCUUACAGACACGAAGGUUAUCCCGCUACCUCCUAUGAAGGCUCCACACCUAAACCUUAUCCACCCAGGAUUGCUGAAGAUUAUCCUCCUCGCCGUUUACCUCACAGCGGUUACACGAAGUCAAAUGAAGUUAGUGAAGAACAACAGCCAACGAGACCGUCCCAUCCGCGUUACCACGACGGUUACCUCGAAAGACAUCCUCAUCGAGAAUUGAAGCCAAGUGUUGAAGUUGGAGAAAGAAAACCUCAUACGGGUUAUCCCGACGACGGCGUGACUCACGCCGGUCGUCCUACCAGUGAGAAACGAAGGCGUAGCCAAUCACCGAGGAAAGUACGCCAACGUUACGUGCAAACAAAUUUGCGUAGAGUUCAAGAUGUUAGGGAGAGGCAACCAAGCCAGCGUCGGUUGGUCCGAAUGGCAGUACAACCUUAUCACGCUGCAAUGACUAGACAAUAAUGAGGCUCGUUUUUUCAGUUCCUAUUACACCAGACAGAGGUGCAGGACACCAACACUGGUCAUUUUUCGUUUUCUAAAUAUUUCAUUAAAGUUUUAACCUUUUUCAUAGCUUCAGUUUACUUUCGUUUUACAAUUCGUUACGAUGACAGUAUGUGAACAGUAACAGUGUUAAAGCAGACUUGUUUCUUAGCAUUGUUUUAUUUUGGUUGUUGAAUUUUCUACAUAAACAUGCACCUCUCAAUCAAUACAUUUUUCGAUUAAUUACAUAA